Molecule: messenger RNA, 2713 nt
Organism: Coregonus clupeaformis (lake whitefish)
Lineage: Eukaryota; Metazoa; Chordata; Actinopteri; Salmoniformes; Salmonidae
Gene: cxxc1b
Product: CXXC finger protein 1b
Exons: 14
Coding region: 105-1820 (571 amino acids)
Biological process (GO): positive regulation of DNA-templated transcription
Cellular component (GO): Set1C/COMPASS complex
Molecular function (GO): DNA binding; zinc ion binding
Source: RefSeq, a predicted model, not a curated record
GAUUAUUUGAUUUCCGGCGUCUUGAACCCAGAUUGUGACCCUGAGCAGUUGUUUAGCUAGGUACUAUCGUUGAAGUUUGAUCGAGGAUUGCAAAUACAUCACAAAUGGACAGUGAAGUGUCAGACUUUGAGCCUGCACCAGGGCUUGAGAGCAGUAUGGAGGGCGAGAAUGCACCAGUGUACUGCAUUUGUCGAAAACCUGACAUCAAUUGCUUCAUGAUUGGUUGUGACAACUGUAAUGAGUGGUUUCAUGGUAACUGCAUCAAUCUCACAGAGAAGAUGGCCAAAGCUAUCAGGCAGUGGUACUGCCUGCGAUGCCGAGACAAAAACCCAUCAUUGGAGAUAAAAUACCGUCCAAAGAAGAGCCGUGAAAAAGAGGCAGAGGGCCAGAGAGAGCCAGAGAGAAGAUUUGAAAGACAGAACAGCACUCCAGAUUAUAAAUCUGAAAGGCGCCGUGGAUCUAAGGUUAAGCGCUCUGCUCGUAUGUGUGGGGAGUGUGAGCCCUGCUUGAGGACUGAGGACUGCGCCACAUGCGACUUCUGCAAGGACAUGAAGAAAUUUGGGGGUCCCAACAAAAUAAGACAGAAGUGUCGAUUUAGGCAGUGUGAUGUCCGAGCCAGGAAAAUGUUGCGUGUAAAGGAUGAAGAGUUUAAUUUGCGUGAAAGGCGGGAUAAUUCCUACCACCGGCGAAGACGAUAUUCAGACGACUACGAUAGUGAGGCAGAACUCUAUGAAAAGUACAAGGCAGCGGGAUACGACGACAACAUGCCAUGGCUCAGUGAUGAGGAUGACGGGCCUCCCUUCAGCCCUGUCCUGCGAAAGAAAGCUGUGAAGGUCAAGCAUGUGAAGAGACGGGAAAAUAAAUUUGACAAGAAAAAAGAGUCACGGCGGCACAAACAGAAGCAGAAGCACAAGGACAAAGUCAGGCACAGCGAUAGGGGCGAUGCCAGGGAUGGAGGAGGGCAGCGACAGUGCCUCGGGCCCAGCUGUGUGGAAGCUGCACGAGCCAACUCCAAAUACUGCUCAGAGGAAUGUGGCAUGAAGCUGGCUACAAACCGGCUCUAUGAGAUCCUCCCUCAACGUAUCCAGCAGUGGCAGCAGAGCCCCUGCAUCGCUGAGGAGCAGGGCAAGAAGCAACUGGAGCGGAUCCGAAGGGAUCAGCAGAAUGCACGCAUGCGUCUCACCGACAUGGAGAAACGCUUCCACGAGCUGGAGGGCAUCAUUGCUAAGGCCAAGCAGCAGGUAGUCCAGCAGGAUGAGGAGACGAAUGAAGGGGACAAUGAGGAAACAGACCUGCUGAUUUUCUGUGUGUCCUGCAGUCACCCUAUCAACCCAAAGGUGGCACUGCGACAUAUGGAGAGGUGUUAUGCUAAGUAUGAGAGCCAGACAUCUUUCGGUUCCAUGUACCCAACAAAGAUCGAAGGAGCAACAAGACUCUUCUGCGACGUGUACAACCCCCAGAGCAAGACCUACUGCAAGAGGCUUCAGGUCUUGUGCCCAGAACAUUCCAGGGACCCAAAGGUCCCAGGGGAUGAGGUGUGCGGCUGUCCUCUGGUCCGUAAUGUGUUUGAGGCAACAGGCGAAUACUGCAGGGUUUCUAAACGCAAAUGUAAUAAGCACUACAACUGGGAGAAGCUCAGGAGAGCUGAGGUGGACCUGGAGCGUGUCAGAGUGUGGUACAAGCUGGACGAGCUCUUUGAGCAGGAGCGCAACGUCAGGACUGCUAUGACCAACAGGGCUGGUCUACUUGCUCUCAUGCUGCACCAAACCAUUCAGCACGACCCCCUGACAACGGAUCUCCGUUGCAACAAGGACAGAUAGCCAGCUGCAUCUUCAUGUUAUUUCUGAGUGGCAUUUUCGUACAUUUAUGUUAGAUUUAUAGUAUAUAUAUUAGAUUUAGAAUAUAAUCCUUUAUCUUUUUUAGAGACUUUGGAUUUUAAGACUUUUGUGCUGAAGUUGAAAAACUGAAAUAUUUGAAUGGUAAAUGAAUAUAUAUUUUCCUUGUGUCCAGCACUAUCGCUGUCUUGUCACUGCUGGUAUCUCGCUCAUUAUAGUCCAAAAAUAAAGACUGCGGUCAAGCUAUCCUGCAAAUGAAAAUCCUCGGUCAAGCCAUCCGCCCUGUAGAAUUUGUGUGCACGCAUGCACUCACAUUAUGGUAGGGCUGACCCCAUUUAGUUGACUGGUUGAUUGUUUGGUAGAUAGGCUGUUGGUCGAGCGAGAUUUCUUUAGUCGAGCUUGUAGCAAAAAUAAUAAUGUAAUUGUGUACAAGACACCUGUCUGAUUCGUGCCUGUCUGGGUGGACUCAUCCAUUGUGGAGGCCGUGGGGAUGGCAUAGUCCCAUCAGUCUAAGAAAUGUGCUACUGAAAUUGUAUAUGGUUAUAUUACAUAAGAACAAUGGUGCAACACUAAUAACAAUUAUAUAUUAUUUUAAAACAAAUGCGCUUUCUCCCGUGUUGGAUAGUGGUCGCUGUCCACGGUUCAGAAAAAUGUCAGUGCGCUCUUGAAUUGGCGCCUUUUCCUAGCCCAUGUUGCUAUGUGCAUAAUAGCAGAGUUAACCAGCAUAUUGGUGUUGAGAACAAUGCAGUGGAGGCAGCCCUUGCCUUAAUUGUCUAAAGAAAAGUGAGGAGAAAGGGAAACUCAACUUAAUUAGGUCUAAUCAGUAGCCUAACUGUUAAAUGUGCCUGGCUUUAUAAAUCAAUAUAUCUACAGAAAUA